CAUUUCCGCUUCCGACGCAGCGAACGGCCGCUCGACGCCCUAGAGCGGACUGGAGGGAGCGCAGACAUGGCGGCGGUUCUCGGAAAGGUCACUCGGGGGAUGGCGGCGGCUCCGGUUCCCCGGGCCGGGCUGAGGAGGCUCCUGUCGGCGGCGGUCUCCGUCGCCUCGGAGCACAAAAAAAGUUCCGCUCGGAUGUGGAAGAUCCUGUCCUACACCGUUGCGUUUCCUGGCGUUGCGGUCUGCAUGCUGAAUGCCUACUUGAAGGGCAAAGAAAAGCACGAAAGGCCGGAAUUUGCUCCUUAUCCCUAUCUUCGCAUCCGGACUAAGCCUUUCCCUUGGAAAGAUGGGAAUCACACCCUUCUACAUAAUCCCCAUACUAACCCACUCCCAGAUGGCUAUGAAGACGAGCUGUAGGAAAGGAUGGACCAUCAGAAAGGUGAUUGUGGACCACUGAAGUUAGCUGGACCAGAAUCAAAGCCGGGACCCACAAUAUAAAGGUUUUACAUUCCUUCUUCUGUCUGGCUGUGAAAGGCAUUCUGACCUCUGGCGGUCUGUGUUUGACUAGAGGUCACCUAUAAUAAACAUUAAACAAGAUUCCCUCCAAA
Molecule: messenger RNA, 605 nt
Organism: Pogona vitticeps (central bearded dragon)
Lineage: Eukaryota; Metazoa; Chordata; Lepidosauria; Squamata; Agamidae
Gene: COX6A1
Product: cytochrome c oxidase subunit 6A1
Biological process (GO): mitochondrial electron transport, cytochrome c to oxygen
Cellular component (GO): respiratory chain complex IV; mitochondrial inner membrane
Molecular function (GO): enzyme regulator activity
Source: RefSeq, a predicted model, not a curated record